GAUCAUAUGGUUCAAGGGAAGUCAAGAGAACUGUGCGGAAGAGACUUUUGCUUGCAAUAAAUUCAAUAAUUAAUCGUCAUCUUUAUUCUUUCAGUAUUUGUUAUUCUCAGACGGUCUAUGGUUAUUCCGCAUUGAAGAUGAAUAGUGUUGGAGAGGGCUGCACUGACCUAAAACGGGAAUAUGACCAGUGCUUUAACCGUUGGUUUGCUGAGAAAUUCUUGAAGGGAGAUCGAAGCGGUGAUCCCUGUACCGAAAUGUUCAAGAAAUAUCAGCAUUGUGUCCAGAAGGCCAUAAAAGAAAAGGACAUUCCCAUUGAUGGCGUAGAAUUCAUGGGCCCAAAUAAAGAGAAAGGUGACCGAUGAGAUGGAUCACCCCAACAACGUUGCCUUAUGACUCACUGGCAUCGCUUACUGGGCAUGCAAUGGAACAUGAACAGCGUGUCCACCAAUUUAGCUUGAAAGGGGUUUUGAGGUCGCUGUCCUCGUGUGGAGACUAAAGAGCAUUCAUAUGAAGGAUCCAAAGUGCUGAAUGACAAUUGGGAUUGGAUUUUGGCUAUUGAUUAAAAGGAACCUAUGAAUCCAGACAUUUGGGUCUGACCAAUAAACAUCCAUGGUCACAAGAUGGAUAUGUGGUGGGCACUUCAGAUGAUCAUUGUAAAAUGAUUAUGAUGCUUUGCAAAGGGAGUUUUAUUGAACUUUUUUAAAUUCUGGAAUUGUCAAUGUCUAUUAGUGUCCUGGCAUAAUGUCCCUCAAGACAACUGAAGAGGACAUCAAUGUGGAUGCAUUGGACUUGGUUAAUACUGUACAAGAGUAGAAGUUGUGGGUCUCUUUGCUCAAAGUAUUAUUUUUUUUUACUGGAAUGUGUUUAGUUCAGUGAUGCAAUGUAAUGUGAUUAACAUAUACAUUGGCAAAGCAAUAAAUAGAAUAAUCAUG
Messenger RNA from Oncorhynchus gorbuscha (pink salmon), 932 nucleotides. It is a transcript of the gene triap1, whose product is annotated as TP53 regulated inhibitor of apoptosis 1. The transcript is spliced from 2 exons. Bases 138 to 362 code for a protein of 74 amino acids. Lineage: Eukaryota; Metazoa; Chordata; Actinopteri; Salmoniformes; Salmonidae. The record is from RefSeq and is a predicted model, not a curated record.